CUCAGGUUGAUGUCGCUUAACCGGUCGUUCGAUCGAAGAUUCAGCGCCUAUGCAGGGCUAAAUUUGCGUUAUGUCGCCAAGGGUUUUAACAGAUGUAAAAGUUGUCGAUAUCCAGAAACGAAAGGUUCCGAGCAAGCAUUAUGUUUAUGUGAUAAAUGUCACUUGGUCAGAUGGUAGUGUUAAUGUUGUCUACAGGAGAUACAGCAAAUUCUUUGACCUUCAGACUAAACUUUUGGAAGAGUUUCCUCAUGAAAGUGGUGUAAAAGAUCCUUCGAAGAGGAUUUUGCCAUUUUUGCCAGGUAAAAUUAUAUUUGGAAGAAGUCAUGUGCGAGAUGUAGCAUUACGUAGAAAGGAACCCAUUGGUGAAUAUUGUAAGGAGCUAAUCUCGCUACCACCCAAGAUAUCCACUAGUGGCACUGUAUUGAAGUUCUUUGAGCCACAACCAGAGGACAUAGACCUUCCAUCUAAGGAGAAAGACAAGAAAAGAAAGGAAAAGGAUUCAGCUGACCACAUAAGUGGGCCAGUUAUGUUGGAACAGUAUGUGGCCAUUGCAGAUUACAAAAAGCAGAAUAGAAAUGAAGUUAACAUGGUUGCGGGAGAUAUUGUGGAAGUUAUUGACAAGAAUGAAAAUGGUUGGUGGUUUGUUAAUGUAGAUGAAGAGCAGGGUUGGGUUCCAGCAGCUUAUCUUGAGCGUGAGGAUGGCAGCUUAGAUGAGUCUGCCAAUCAAUUAGUGACUGAAUCAGGAGAGAGAAUGAUUACAACAACAACCUACAAAGCAGAACUCGAUGAUGAAAUUUCAUUUGAGGUUGGCGUUUUAGUGACCGUGAUAGAGAAGAAUUUUGAUGGAUGGUGGCUUAUUCGGUAUCAGAAUCGCGAGGGUUGGGCGCCAGCCAUGUACCUCAAGAAAGCUGAUCCCUCUCAGCUUGAAGCCAUACGACAUGGUUCAGAGUCUUUAGCGAGAGAGAAAACUGCAAGCGUGGCGAGUGGUGUACAGAGUGCUUCUAGAAUUCAUGGCUCCAACAAAACUGGAACGAAAGGUCGGAAAGUGCCUCCAAGGAAGGCUUCGGUCAAAAGGUCCAAAAAGUUGCCAGUUCACAUCACAAACAUGUCAUACGAGAAAACUAUGGCUAUACGCGAUUCACCUACUUCAAAGUCUCCUGAAGUAGAAUAUUUUACCGUUGGCGACUUUCGUUCAUUGGGUGUAGAGGGAGCGUUAAACUUUACUGAAGGAAUGUCUGUGGAAGUUGUCGAGAAAGCUCCAAAUGGAUGGUGGCUGGGAAAAAUCGGUGGAGUAGAGGGUUGGAUACCAUCCUCAUACCUGGGUAAAAGAUUGCUGGAGAAACAACAAGCCAAUAGAGCAGAAUCUUCAAAUGCCUCAAUAAACAUUCCUAAACCCUCCCCUCGUAUUCCAGAAAAAAUUCCAGAGGGUAACGCUACGUUUUUCACGUUAGCAGAUUAUAAUGACACUUUUGAAGGUGGCAUUUCCUUCAAAGAAGGGCAACCAGCGCAGUUAAUCGAACAAAAUCCGGAUGGAUGGUCAUAUGUUAGAAUCCAAGGCAAAGAGGGUUGGGCACCAACAAGCUAUCUUGUUUCAAGCACGGAAAAAAAGUCUGCAGCUCCUCCUCGACCAGUCGCCCCUGUAAGCGCAAAGCCGAUUGCAAAACAAAUGCCGAACAUCGCGUCAUCUCAGUCUGGAAAAGGUGCAAGUUAUGCUCAGUCGCAGCAAAGGAAGCCGUUACCAGUUCCUGCAAAGAAUACCACCAAAAUGGCUGUCUCUUCACUGAAUUCAGUUCCUAAGAAACCUGAUCUUCCGGCCAAACCUCAAGUAAAACCACGUUCGAAGAUCUGGCCUCCAGAAGUCUCAGUGAAAUCAUCGAUUACGAAACCAACUCGUGUUCCUGUGAAACAGAACAUCUUCUGCAAAGCCUUAGAGUCUUUCUCCUCUGAAAAUGGUGAAGGUUUAUCGUUUUGUACUGGAGACGAAUUUGAGUUUGUAGAAGACUCCAAUAAUGGGUGGUGGUUGGUCAAGACAAAGGGUGGAAAGGAAGGUUGGGUACCAGCAUCUUACUUAGAGAGGGUGAAUAUUAAACCAGUAGCGCCCAAAAGACCAGCAAAACCAAACCCUCCAAAGAAGGCGCAACACCAAGAUACGAAAACUGUUUAUGUAGCUAUGGCAGAAUACGCUGACGAAGGGGAUCAAGAUUGUAUCAGCUUUAAAAAAGGCGAUCGCAUGGAAGUGCUUGAAAUGGAUGAGGGAGGUUGGUGGUUAGUAACGAUUGGAGGAAAGUCCGGUUGGGCGCCAUCAAAUUUUUUGAAACCUUUGGAAUGAACUGAAUUCAGAGUAAGAAUGAUUCAAAAAUGAGUGACAGCCAAGGUUGAAGGACUUCUUAAUUUCUCAGGCAGCAUUAGGGCCCCGUCCACACGCAUCCGGAUAUUUUUGAUUCUGCAACUUUUUC
This is a messenger RNA of Pocillopora damicornis (cauliflower coral), 2456 nucleotides long. RefSeq names its product SH3 and PX domain-containing protein 2B. The record is from RefSeq and is a predicted model, not a curated record. Gene Ontology annotation, biological process: superoxide anion generation. Gene Ontology annotation, cellular component: cytoplasm. Gene Ontology annotation, molecular function: phosphatidylinositol binding; superoxide-generating NADPH oxidase activator activity; protein binding. Lineage: Eukaryota; Metazoa; Cnidaria; Anthozoa; Scleractinia; Pocilloporidae.